AUGGCGCGAAAGAAAGUGGCCGGGGAGCGGGGCGCGGGGACGCGCGACCGUGGGACAGCGGCGCGCGCGCCAGUCGCACGGCGCCCCCCGCCCGCGCCGCGCCGCCUCCCGCAUUCCAACGCGCCUCCCUCCGAAUUUAUUCUGCCGCGACCCGCCGCGCCGUCGCUGUGCGCUACCCGACUCUGCCUGCACCUGGACUGCUACCUAUCACCUUAUGCCCUUCGUGCCAUCUGCUUGUCACCCCGGCGUAAAGCGUGUUUCGCGGAGGUGCGCGGACAGCAUGAGCGGAGGCGAACGGUGGACGAGGGCGGUGUGUCGCAAAUAGCCCGUGACGCGGCGGGCGCUGCACUUUCGCGCGGUCAUGUGCCCGGCGCCGCAGCCAGACGCUUGUAA
Molecule: messenger RNA, 393 nt
Organism: Arctia plantaginis
Lineage: Eukaryota; Metazoa; Arthropoda; Insecta; Lepidoptera; Erebidae
Source: the annotation of a GenBank genome assembly